CGUUGUACUUUCCAUACUGAAGCGUUGAAUGUAUCCCCGCGAAAUGAAACUGGUUGGUGUGCUGUUAUUGGCAUUGAUGAGCGUUCUGGCUCUGGCCGAUGGCCCAUCGGAAAGUGGCGAGAAUGAAAUGUCCCGGAACAAUUUGCCUAUGUCUGCCAAUAUGAACAACUACGUCGAUAUUAUAAUGAUGCAAGUGGGGCCUUGGCUUAAUGAAAACUUUAUACCAAUUGACCUGCCAGAUGUAGUAGAAGGAUUUCAGCACACACCGAUUAUAAUCACCUAUCAUGGAGAGCUAGAGCUUACAAAUGGACUUUUCCACAACAUUCAAAGCGUAGUCCGCAGCGGACCAGCAGUAAUGCACUACGACGGAAAACUACUUCAAGUGAAUGUUGGAGCGACCCUAAGACAACUUGCCUUCACAUAUGACUACUCAGCCCACAUUAUGGAUCUUGGACCGAGCGGCUGGGUUGACGUUGACGUUGCCACAAUGACCUUCCAGUCCGAGUUCAUUAUCAAUCUAAAUAAUUUCUUCAUAUAUUUGGGAGACUUCAGAUUGACAAACAUGGGCUCGUUGAACAUCCGAUUCCGUGGCAACGUACUUGUGGACUGGUUGACCAACAUAUUCGUCAGUAUCAUCACCACUGUGUUUAACAACACCAUCACAAACGUUGUUUCGAACGCUAUGCGCGAGUUUAUUCAGGCCACUCUGGACGAAAUGAAUGCCCGUGUCCAAGCCCAGGGACGUGCCUUGAAUGAGCAGGAACUGGUCCAGCUCGUCCAUCAGUUGAAGACUAUGUUCUAGAAAUCUACAUGACACUGCUGGUUUUUUUUUAUAAUUUAAUACUUAUUUUGCUAGCAUUUGAGUAAUUGUCUUUCUUGAUUACAAGUUUCU
Messenger RNA from Topomyia yanbarensis, 892 nucleotides. RefSeq lists its product as uncharacterized. The transcript has 5 exons. The record is from RefSeq and is a predicted model, not a curated record. Gene Ontology annotation, molecular function: lipid binding. Bases 29 to 802 code for a protein of 257 amino acids. Lineage: Eukaryota; Metazoa; Arthropoda; Insecta; Diptera; Culicidae.